This is a messenger RNA of Solea solea (common sole), 3853 nucleotides long. RefSeq names its product multiple epidermal growth factor-like domains protein 9. Gene Ontology annotation, cellular component: basement membrane. Gene Ontology annotation, biological process: axon guidance. The record is from RefSeq and is a predicted model, not a curated record. NCBI's taxonomy places the organism in Eukaryota, Metazoa, Chordata, Actinopteri, Pleuronectiformes, Soleidae. Gene Ontology annotation, molecular function: extracellular matrix structural constituent. The transcript has 6 exons. Bases 118 to 1803 code for a protein of 561 amino acids.
GCACGCACGCACACACGCGCACGCACGCACAUCCAUGGUGGAGCCGCGCAGUCAUUCAGGGAGAGACGGUCUGACAGAGACCAGCGCUGCGGCGUACAUGGAGAGCUGAGGGCGGACAUGAGCUUCACCUCCUCCAUGAUGUUCAUAUCUGCGCUGCUCACUCUUCUUCUCUAUGUAGACACUGGAUGUUCCCAAGCUGCGCCUCGCGUCAGCCGUUACGAUGCGUCGCCCAUCAGCAGGAAGCCCGGCUCGGCCGCCGACACCUGGGACACCUUCCUCACCGACAUGCCUCCUCCUCCUGCUCUGCCCGGGAACAGGCCGCCGGGUGUCGGGCCUGUCGCCGGCCUCGCAGCAGCGUCGCCCGGGCCGAGCAUCCUCCAGCCUCACUCUGGAUUAACCUCCGCGGCCAUUUCCAGAUUAUCCGCAGCUCGUAAACGGUCCGCGGUGUCCGUGGUUUCCCAGCGCUCAGUCAACGAUGCCUGGGCUGCGGAUCACACGGGAGACCCGGAGAACAGUCAAGAGAGCUCGUGUAACUGCACCAGCGGCGCUGAAGGGAUUCUGGACCCCGACGAGUGCGACCAGAGCUCGGGUCAGUGUCGGUGUGUGUCCGGGUACACGGGCCUGCAGUGUGAGGAGUGUGAGGACGGCUUCUUCACCAACGGCACCAGCGGCUGCCUGCCCUGCAGCUGCGACUCCUUCGGGGCCAUCAACCCUCUCUGUGACAGCUCAGGAACAUGUGUGUGCAAGACGGGAGUGGACGGUCCCAAGUGUGACGAGUGUCACCCGGGUUUCUUCCACUUCAGCAACACUGGCUGUCGACCCUGUCAGUGUCACAACCACACCAGCUCCUGCCACCCACAGUCCGGAGUUUGUUUGAACUGUGAGGGAAACACACACGGAUCCAACUGUGACCUGUGUCAGCUCGCUUUCUCCCGCAGAGCUGGAGCCUCGCUGACCGAGGCUUGUUCCCCGUGUCCCUGCUCCAACGUCACCUCCACCAGCACCUGUCACACCGACUCCAGUGGCUCUCAGGUGUGUGACCAGUGUCUUCCGGCGUACAGCGGCUCACAGUGUAACGAGUGCAGCGCCGGCUUCUACAGGUCAUCGGGCUCCUGUGUUCCCUGUGACUGCAGUGGUAACGCAGACCCGCGAGGCCCCGCCCAGCUGUGUCACCCUGACACUGGUCACUGCCUCCGCUGCAUCAACAGCACGACUGGAAACCAGUGCCAGCUGUGUGCUGCGGGAUACACGGGCGACGCCCACGCACAGAACUGCACACUUCUGGCUCCCCGGAUCCUUCCCACAGCAGCAGGUACAACCACCUCCGCUGUGUCCUCCCUGUCCACCACCAGCUCCUCUCUAACCUCCUCCACAGCCUCCACGCCCAGCAGCAGCAGCAGCAGCAGCAGCAGCAGCAGCGCGGCCACGUCCACGUCCACGUCCACGUCCACGGCCCAGGUCCUGCUGACCAGCCUGAGCAGCCCCACAGACAACACCACGGCGGCGCUGACCCAAGUCUCCUGGACGCAGUUCAACGUCAUCAUCCUGGCCGUCAUCAUCCUGGUGGUGGUGGUGCUGCUGGGCUUCGUGGGUGGCGUGUAUACGUACAGAGAGUACCAGAACCGCAAGCUCAACGCCCCCUUCUGGACCAUCGAGCUGAAAGAGGACAACAUCAGCUUCAGCAGCUACCACGACAGCAUCCCUAAUGCCGACGUGUCGGGUCUGCUGGAGGACGAGGCCAACGAGGUGGCGCCCAACGGUCAACUGGCUCUGACCACACAGAACAACUGCUACAAGGUCUAGUUUCAUCGUCCCCUGGAGCUGCACACACACACACACACACACACACACACACACACUGAUGUAUGACGACAAAACGCUGCUGGACAAAGUACCAAAUCCAAAGCUCUGCUCGUUCUUAACCUGCUCGCCUACAUUUCAACUGAAGCAGAAGCUUUUUUAUACGACUCUUUUUGUGGAAUCAGUGAACAGGACCCAAAGAAAAAAAGGUGUUUGGUUAGGUUCUGCCUGCAGGUGGCACUGUUGUGAUCCUUUCAGCAGCAGCAGCAGCAGCAGCAGCAGUGUGGGAGACUCUUUAAGUUAUGACUGGAUCACGUGGAGCAGUGGUCCAACACUGAGACUAUGAUUGUUAUUUAACUGAGUUUUAUUCUGUUCUUAUUUAUUGGUUAACGUUUCAUUUUCAGGAGAAUUGCUGCACAUGUGUGACGUGUGUUUUUAUCUUCAUGUGCUGUUGAAUGGCCACUGUGUUGUCAUGUACGUGACAGACAGACAGACAGACAGACAGACAGUCUAAGGGGAAGAUGAAGGCUGCUGGUAACAACCUCAUCUUUUGUGAAUAGCUUCCUUUAUGUUAAAGGGAUAGUUCUGGUUUUGGAGUGUGGUUGUGUUCAGCGCUGAUUGUGAUGAGAAUCAACAUGGCUGCCAGUUUAAUUAAAGGCUCACCUCAUAAAAUGUUGUUUUCACUGCUCUAUUUCACUCUCUUACACCGAGCUCCACAGACACAGGAGGAGGAGCUUAGUACAAUCUGAAAGUGUCAUUAAUGAGGCAGCAACAGAUCAACAACUGUGUGCUCUAUGGACUUUGGUGUGGGAGAGUGAGUGGUUUGAAAAAAAAAAAAAGAGUCAACUCAUUCUUGCAACCACACGUCAAUCACCUGAACAAUCCCUUAAUGUGUGCGGCUCACCUGCUUCAUCUGAGAGGAUUAACAUUCACGCGACGCAACAUUUGUUGUGUAAUCUGGACGGCUCUUUGCUGCUGUGUGUGUGUGUGUGUGUGUGUGUGUGUGUGUGUGUUCUUGUAUGGAUAUCUCUGAGAGGACCAAAACACUUACAAACCACAGGAAGUGAGGACAUUUUGGCUGGUCCUCACUUCCUGUCAUGCCUUCAAAGGGCUUCUUGAGGGUUAAGGCUUGGUUUCAGGGUUAGGCGUUUAAUUUUGAUGGUUAAGGUUACGAUAAGGAACAGCAUUAUUUGUAUAGUGUCCUUACUACGAACGUGUGUGUGUGUGUGUGUGUGUGUGAGACAGAGGUUGGGCUCUGUGACUCAGUGACUCAUUCCCUAUUGUCUUGGAUAUAAACCGUACAAACAGGAAAUAGUGCAACAACAGCAUCAACAAACUGUUCUUGAAUGAAACCAGUCUGCACUGUAAAGAACUCAUUAUUAGUUACAGUGAAGUUGCAUCAGCUUCCACAUUAACACAUGAAACAUCGAAGCCUCACGCCUGAUCCUGUGUGUGUGUGUGUGUGUUUUAUUUUGGUUUUCAUUGAAAGGAUGUGGGGCCACACGGUGGUGUAGUGGUUAGCACUCUCGCCUUGCAGCGAGAACACCCGGGUUCGCCCGAUGUAGCUGAGAUUGGCACAGCACCCCCCCCCCCCCGACCCUCUGGCAGAGGAUAAAGCAGUAGAUGAUGAUGACUGACUGACUGAUGAAAGGAUGUGCGUUUUUCUUUCUUUUUUUAAUCACAAUGAAUAAGUAAAUGCUAAUUAUGGAAUUAUCUCCUCAGGUACUGGCUCUUUCCCUAAUGUGAUCACUGUAAAUAUAAAUACUGUACAGAUGAAUGUGAAUAGUAGCAUUAUUAAUGUACAGUUAGUAAAGUGUGCGUGUGUGUGUGUGUGUGUGUGCAUACACUGUCACUCAACAAGCUCUCAACCUUUCAGUGUCGGGGUUUGAUGCUGCUGCUGUCGGCCCACAGCUUCUUUUGUAUUUUUUAUUGCUUAAUAUCGCUGGACUUUGCCAUAUAUGCAAACACGGGGACAAGAAAACACCAUGAACCUGCAGCAGAGAAAUGAACUCAUGUAAAUAUUACCCUGAAAUAAAAGUGGGCUUUAACUGUG